Daphnia pulicaria is the source of this 870-nucleotide messenger RNA. Its product is annotated as basic proline-rich protein-like. The record is from RefSeq and is a predicted model, not a curated record. Bases 1 to 870 code for a protein of 289 amino acids. The transcript is spliced from 2 exons. Lineage: Eukaryota; Metazoa; Arthropoda; Branchiopoda; Diplostraca; Daphniidae.
AUGUCCGACGAAAUAGAAGAAGCAAUUUCUCAAGAUGUAAUAAAGCCAAUGACCAGUUGUCGACCACAACCGGCUGCCACUACUCCUGGAGCACCUCAAGUCGGUGCCGCUGCUGCUGCUAUAGCGCCCCCUCUUCUCGUUCGCGUUCGGCCACAACCGGCUGGCGCUCCUCCUGGAACACCUCAAGUCGGGCGGAGUAUGCCCAUUGCAGCUGACGCUGCAAUGGAGCCACGUCUUGUCGGUAGGAGUCGGCCAGUACCGAUUCCCGCUUCUCCUGGACCACCUCAAGUCGGGCGGAGUAUGCCCAUUGUCACUGCCGCUGCUAUGGAGCCACGUCUUGUCGGUCGGAGUCGGCCAGUACUGAUUCCCGCUCCUCCUCGACCACCUCGAGUCGGGCGGAGUAUGCCCAUUGCCGCUGCCGCUGCUAUGGAGCCACGUUUUGUCGGUCGGAUUCGGCCAGUACCGAUUCCCGCUCCUCCUGGACCACCUCAAGUCGGGCGGAGUAUGCCCAUUGCCGCUGCCGCUGCUAUGGAGCCACGUCUUGUCGGUCGGAGUCAGCCAGUACCGAUUCCUGCUUCUCCUGGACCACCUCAAGUCGGGCGGAGUAUGCCCAUUGUCACUGCCGCUGCUAUGGAGCCACGUCUUGUCGGUCGGAGUCGGCCAGUACUGAUUCCCGCUCCUCCUCGACCACCUCGAGUCGGGCGGAGUAUGCCCAUUGCCGCUGCCGCUGCUAUGGAGCCACGUUUUGUCGGUCGGAGUCGGCCAGUACCGAUUCCCGCUCCUCCUGGACCACCUCAAGUCGGGCGGAGUAUGCCCAUUGCCGCUGCCGCUGCUAUAGAGCCACGUCUUGUCGGUCGCGGUCAAAUAUGA